This is a messenger RNA of Mucor velutinosus, 846 nucleotides long. RefSeq lists its product as uncharacterized. The transcript is spliced from 3 exons. Bases 1 to 846 code for a protein of 281 amino acids. Lineage: Eukaryota; Fungi; Mucoromycota; Mucoromycetes; Mucorales; Mucoraceae. Gene Ontology annotation, cellular component: mitochondrion. The record is from RefSeq and is a predicted model, not a curated record.
AUGACAGCUACUCUCAACCAAGCACUGAAAGACCCGGGACUUGAAAAUAUGCCAUUGGUGUUGCCAAACACUACCAGGUUCUUAUCCUUUCAUGUGGCCUGUCACUUUCUUUCACCUUUCUUUUAUGCUAUGCUCUUCCAAACAUUGAAAACUAGCUUUCUUCGUGCACGUCUGAAUGCACCUUCAAGGGCUUUCCACGUUCGUCUCUAUGGUACGCAAAAUUCAUUGAAAUCAGCCUUAGACAAGAAAUCGAUUCAGUUCACAAGCAAACAACUAAGACAAGCAUUGGAGCAGAAAGACGUUGUAUUCUAUCAAGCACCAGCAGGCGUUGGACGUACGUUUAUGUGGAUGUAUAUAUCAGCUGGUGUGCAAUUGAUGUUUUGGGGUAACUUGGCAAGUCUGGCCUAUGUAGCCUACACAGUCAAGGACGGAGAAGAAGAAGAUGCACCCGUUGUACUUGCACCACAAGGCACGCGUAUGGCAGUUGCAGGAGGAUUGGUUACAGUAGGCGUUGCUAUUGCGUCUUUGAUGUGUUUGUACCCCUGGAGAUAUGUGGAUAAACUCAUCUUGUUGAAGGGAGCCAGCGCAGUCAGAUUGGUAACUCAUGCCCGUGUCUUGAAAUCACACAAGUACAGAGAAUACCCUAUUGAGCAACUUUACUGCAAGCAAAAAGUGUUUACUGGUGUAGGCAAGCAUGGCACAGACGCAGUGGGCACCAAGGCAAAUUCAUCUCACAUCUUUUUGGGUGCCAAGGGAGAGAAGAUGGCUUACAUGCUGGAUAGAAAGGGCUCUUUUAUGGAUAGUAAAUUGUUUGAUGGAUUAUGGUUUAAUGCGCAUGGAAAAUAA